Messenger RNA from Anastrepha obliqua, 1227 nucleotides. RefSeq lists its product as uncharacterized. Bases 174 to 1175 code for a protein of 333 amino acids. The record is from RefSeq and is a predicted model, not a curated record. The transcript is spliced from 4 exons. Lineage: Eukaryota; Metazoa; Arthropoda; Insecta; Diptera; Tephritidae.
CCUUUUUAUCAUAUAUAUUUCCAUCAAUAUUUCGGAUAAACAUAAUUUGGUAUUGUUAUCAGAUGUGUAUAAAAAUAUAAAGCAUUUGGUGUUACAUCCGUAAAGAAGAAGUUAAUUUUUUCCAAGAAGUCGGAACUUUGAAGUAUCAUUUCAGGAACUUUUAUUUUUUGAUAAUGGAAAGAUUUGCAGCAGUUGAAUAUAGACAAAAACGUACGCGCAAAAGGCCCAUUCGAAAAUGGAGCGAACAGGAACAACGGGAGCUAAUAGAGUUUCUGCGUAACAACUUGCCGAUUGAGAAACCCACUGCACAGUUGUAUUACCAGCGCUUCUAUCAGCAUUCAAAUAUAGCAAUUGAGUGGAGGCUAGUGCGCAGCAAAGUGCGAAAUUUGCGUGUUUUAUACACAAAAACGAAGUAUUGGCAAAGCUCAUCUGAAGCAAUGUUGUUGAGUGAGGAAAGAAGACGCGCUCUGGUUAUGAGAAUGUGCAACUUUUUCGAUGAUUUUGAGGAGAUAUCAAAACAAAAGCACGGAAUUCCAAUGCAUUUGAAUGAAGUUUCCGGUUUCUGUUCACCCAAGUUAUCAGACUUGUCUUCACCGGCUGAAAUAAGUAUUUCUAAAGAAAAGAUUAUAUGUACCCGUGAUACUUUAAGUUCUAGUAUUGGUGAUAGUGACAUCGAUCAAGUUGAGAGCAAAGGAGCAUCUAAUUUUAUUGGUACGACAAUAAAAGUAGAAAAUUUGGAAGAGGACCUUAGUUUACCUGAUCAGACAAAUAAAUACCUGCAUAAUUUUAACAAUACGUCAGAUUCUUCAUUGGGCGAUACGACUCACAAACAGGCAUAUACGGAAACGUAUAAAUCCAUCGUGCCUGAAAAUACCAAUAUUGAGGAAUUACAAAGCAGUAACAGGACUUUGAGCUACUGCGAAUUGGAUGAAUCAUACACCAGCAGAUUAGAUAUUGCUGACGAUCGUGAUUUCAAAGAGAGAAAGUUAGCACUGAAAAUUGAGAAAUUCAAAUUUGAAAAAGAAAAAUUUAUGAAGCAACAUGAGCUCCGAAAGUGGGAACUAGAGAGCCAGGAAAGAAUAAGAAUGCUAGAACUUGAAAUGCGCGAACGAAUCGCCAUGCGAAAACUACAUAUUAAAGAGAGAGUUGGAAUUUUUGAAAUACAGCGUAAAUAGAUUAAUGUUAUUAUAAUUACAACUCAAUGCACUGAAAUACAAUUUAGGCAUA